AGAAGAAGAACGUCAUCGCGUUGUGGUUUUCAACAACAUGAGAGCUUCUUCUGCCUGCUUGCAAAGCUAACUGAAUACACCAAAUCUGACACAUAUAGGCCCAGUAUUUUUUAGAUUUAUUAAGAAACAUGCACUCUGCAUAGUGAAAUACAAACAUAAAUAACAUGGAUCUUUCCUCAAAGAAGGGAGGAACUCCCAAUCCCGUGGAUAUGACCACCAGUGAGAAGGUUGUGGAGCUCCUGAAUCAGGCUGCUCUCAUGACCACAGAUGAAAAGCUAAAUGUUCUCAAACAGGUUCAGGAGCUUAUCAUCAACAAGGAUCCAUCUCUUCUUGACAAUUUUCUGGAUGAGAUGAUUGCUUUCCAGACUGACAAGUCUAUUGAAGUGAGAAAAUUUGUAAUUGGAUUUAUUGAGGAAGCAUGUAAAAGGGACAAUGAGCUUCUACUCAGACUCAUCGCCAACCUGAACAUGUUGCUGAAAGAUGAUAGUGUGAAUGUGGUGAAGAAAGCCAUCCUUACACUGACUCAGCUGUACAAAGUUACACUGCAGUGGUUGGUCCGCUCCAAAGCGGUAACAGAGAUGCAGGAGCCAUGCUGGGAUUUGGUCACACAAAUGAAAGAGGAAGUUCUGGCCUUGCUGGACUCUGAGAAUGACGGCGUUCGCACUCACGCCAUCAAGUUUACUGAAUCAUUGAUCAUCACUCUUUCACCACGGGGUUCUGAUUCUGAUGUCCCCAAACGGCAGGAAGGGGACAUCAGUCUGGACAAAGUUCCCAAGGACCAUUCAUACAUACGCUAUGAUGCUUUGUGUGAGGAGGGAAAGACUGCCUUGGAGAAGCUGUUGAAGUUCAUGGUCCAUCCGGCUAUUUCCAGUAUCAACCUCACAACAGCACUCGGUUCCCUGGCCACCAUCGCUCGUCAGAGGCCGAUGUUCAUGUCAGAAGUGGUUCAGGCGUAUGAAACACUGCAUGCAAACCUACCCCCCACUCUGGCCAAGUCUCAGGUCAGCAGUGUUCGAAAAAAUCUGAAGCUGCACUUGGUGGCAGUUCUCAAACAUCCGUGCAGCGUGGAGUUCCAGGGUCAAAUCAGCACCCUGCUGCUGGAUCUGGGAAUGCCCCAGAGCGAGAUCACCCGAUACACACCGGCGCCGCGUGAGCAGCGCAAAAGGCCACGUUAUGAUCAAUACACAGAGGGAAAAAAGGUCAAGAUGGAGCCGAUGGAAGACGACGAGGACAAGGAAGAGCCAGCUCAGCUCUCGGCUCCCAAACCAGUUGUUGUUCCUGUCGCACAGUCUGCCAUUGACCUCACAGCCGAGUUCCUGCAUCCACUGCUGAGCCCUGAGAACGUCGCCAACCUUGUGCUCAUCAGCAUGGUGUACCUGCCCGAUGUCAUGCCAGCAUCUUUCCAGGCCACAUACACACCUGUUGAAUCAGCAGGUACUGAUGCCCAAAUUAAACAUCUAGCCAGGCUGAUGGCUACCCAGAUGACUGCAGCUGGGAUUGGUCCAGGACUUGAACAGUGCAAAGCAAGAGAGGAUGAAGCAGUCAAAGGAGAAACAAGUGAGGAUGGAAACUCUAAAGACACGCUCAUCAAGCGCAAAGUUCCACCUAUGAUGGGCCAAGCCAUCUCGGUGGUGGGGGGUUACAGUGAUAAACCUCCCACCACAGAAGCUCCCACUGCGGUCAAGAGACUUCCUGAGCCCAUCCUUCCAUCUGCUCAAACCAAGAUGACGGGGGCGAGUGGGAGAAAGAAAGUGUUUCGGUUAUCCGACGUUGUCCAGCCUUUAUCAGACACUCACAUUGAGCAGUCAACUUCGAAAGCAGUGAAGAGGAUUCUGCAUUCAGAGAAGGCAAUUGCACAAAGCGGAAUGUCCCAUGUCAGGGUGAAGCUCCUUUCCAGACUUGUGACGCAGUUUGAAGGAAUGAUGAAAGAAGACGUGCUGGAGUUUAUUCUGGAUGAUAUCCGGGGGAGAAGCGACUUGGCGUUUUCUCUUCUCUACCAAGAAUACAACACCUACCUCAGCCAGCUGCCGUCAGGGCUGCUGGACAGCUACGACCACUGUCUCUUCACACUACUGUCAGGCCUGCAAGAGAAACCAGAGCAGAGGGAUGGACUUUUUACCAAGCUGGUACUGGAGGCUCCCAUUAUAACAGAAUCAGCAUUGGAUGUGAUACGUCGAUACUGUGAGGACGAGUCUCGGGUGUAUUUGGGCAUGACGACUCUGAAGGAGCUCAUCAUCAAACGGCCGUCCAGGCAGUUUCAAUAUCUGCAUGUCCUUCUGGACCUGAGCUCACACGAGAAAGAGAAGGUACGGACCACUGCCUUGGCUUUUCUAAAGCGCAUGUAUGAGAAAGACCAACUCAGGGACUACAUAGAGAAGUUUGCGCUAAACUACAUGCAGCUUCUGGUUCACCCGAAUCCUCCAUCUCUGCUGUUUGGGGCUGACAAAGAUACAGAGGUGGCUGCGCCCUGGACUGAGGAGACGGUGAGACAGUGUCUAUUCCUCUACUUGUCCCUGCUUCCUCUGAACCACCGGCUGGUCCAUGAGCUCGCGUCUGUCUACACUGAAGCCAUUGCUGACAUCAAACGCAGCGUGCUUCGAGCCAUAGAACAGCCUAUCCGUGGAAUGGGGAUGAACUCUCCAGAGCUGCUGCUGUUGGUUGAAAACUGCCCCAAAGGAGCAGAAACUCUGGUGACUCGCUGCCUCCACAUUCUGACUGAUAAAGUGCCUCCAUCACCAGAGCUGGUGGAGAGAGUGCGAGACCUUUACCACAAACGAGUCCCAGAUGUUCGCUUUCUCAUCCCUGUCAUCAAUGGUCUAGAAAAGAAUGAAGUCAUCCAAGCCCUCCCAAAGCUCAUCAAACUUAACCCAAUCGUCGUCAAGGAAGUGUUCAACAGACUCCUGGGAACUCAGCACAGUGAGGGAAGCUCCUCUGUGUCCCCUCUCACCCCAGGAGACCUGCUCAUUUCCUUACACAACAUCGACUCAGCCAAAUGCGACAUGAAGUCAAUCAUAAAAGCUACCAACCUGUGCUUCGGAGAGAAAAACGUGUACACAUCAGAAGUGUUGGCCGUGGUGAUGCAGCAGCUGAUGGAGCAGAAUCCUCUCCCCAUCCUGCUCAUGCGUACCGUCAUCCAGUCACUCACCAUGUAUCCCAGAUUGGUUGGGUUUGUCAUGAACAUCCUGUCCCGCCUCAUUGUCAAGCAGGUGUGGAAGUAUCCCAAGGUAUGGGAAGGAUUUGUGAAGUGCUGCCAGCGGACAAAGCCUCAGUCUUACAGCGUGCUCCUUCAGCUUCCGCCCGCACAGAUGACGAGCGUGUUUGAACGCUGUCCGGAAUUAAGAGCGCCUCUUCUCCAGCAUGUCCACUCUUUUACGCCUCAUCAGCAAGCUCACAUACCUUCCUCCAUCAUGGCAGUCUUGGAAGCAGAUAAAAAACCAGAGCCAAAGCCUGUGGAGCAAAUCAUAGGGAACGAGAUGGAAGCUGCUCCAGCCGUCUCACUUUUGGAAGAGACUCAAAUCACAGCACAGACAGAGCUAGACAUGUCUGCCCACCCAGAGCCACCCAUAAUGAAAGAUUAUGAGGAACCAAUGGAGCAAGAGGAGGCUGAUCCAGUGAUACAGGAAGAAAAUGAUGAAAGUAUUCCACAGGUUGAUUUGGAAAAAACAGCUGAUACACCACCACCUCACUCAGAGAUGACCGAAGAACCGAUGGAGGAACCUGAACCAUCAAACCACCAGGACCACCCUGAAGACAGUGAAGCUAACGUCACAGGAGCUGAGGCUGGAAGUGGCUGUGAGGAUGCAGAAUGAGGGUCCACUGAAAAAAGUAACAUUUCUCCAGUCUGAAGAUUUUCUUCAGGAUUUUGUAUUUUUUUUUUUUUUGUGUUUGUUUUGUUUCAUUUAGAUGAUGUAGAGAAAAUACUAGUUAUAUUUGUAUGAAAUCGUUCCAAAAGCAAUUAAUGUCAUUUUGAGUUGGCAAAUAAAUCAAGACUUUGGUUUAAAAUCA
This is a messenger RNA of Cololabis saira (Pacific saury), 4005 nucleotides long. RefSeq names its product symplekin (gene sympk). The transcript is spliced from 27 exons. Lineage: Eukaryota; Metazoa; Chordata; Actinopteri; Beloniformes; Belonidae. The record is from RefSeq and is a predicted model, not a curated record. Gene Ontology annotation, cellular component: mRNA cleavage and polyadenylation specificity factor complex. Bases 165 to 3809 code for a protein of 1214 amino acids.